Phytophthora nicotianae INRA-310 is the source of this 672-nucleotide messenger RNA. RefSeq lists its product as hypothetical. Bases 56 to 559 code for a protein of 167 amino acids. NCBI's taxonomy places the organism in Eukaryota, Oomycota, Peronosporomycetes, Peronosporales, Peronosporaceae. The transcript has a single exon. The record is from RefSeq and is a predicted model, not a curated record.
AGCUCAUUUCCCAAUUGAACGUCUUUUGACUACUUCUGUUCACCAGCCAACCACCAUGGCCAUGACCGUGCUGCCCAGCUUUCAGACCUUCUUGCAGAAUUCGGCCACGCCACAGCCACCGUCGCCGCUUUUGAGCAGCGAAUCACGCCCACAGAGCCCCAACUACUCGCCCUACGGUUGGCACCAGGCCGCCGCCAUCAGCAGCGGUAUGCAGCUUCCCUACUACAACUAUAACUACCAGCACAGCCUCUCGCCAGCUUCCAGCUCCUGCUCCGAGACCGAGGAAGAGGACAUGUCACCCAGUCGCCGCACGGGCUUCAAGCGCCCGCUGCCUGGCGUGGGUCUCAACGCUUCGCCACUAUCAUCUCCCACCACGGUAGCCAAGCGUGCGAAGAAGAAAUACCUCAAGGAGCGCGAGCGCUGCGAGAUUGUGCGGCGUGUGCGCGCUGGAGAGAAACAAGCCCACCUCGCCAAGGAGUUCGGCGUCUCGCGUGCCGCUGUGUGCUACCUGCUCAAGCACCAGAUGGAGAUCAUGCGACGCUCGUCGCAGCACCUCUGAGUGUCGAAGGCAAGGAUUAUUAUUAUUUUAUUGAUAGCUAGGAGUGUCAAUACAUUUUUGUGAAGCAUCCAUUAGCUUUCCUGCAACACUUCCAGGCGUUACAGCCCAACGAC